Hyalella azteca is the source of this 1668-nucleotide messenger RNA. RefSeq names its product succinate--CoA ligase [GDP-forming] subunit beta, mitochondrial (gene ScsbetaG). The transcript has 8 exons. Gene Ontology annotation, biological process: tricarboxylic acid cycle; succinyl-CoA metabolic process. NCBI's taxonomy places the organism in Eukaryota, Metazoa, Arthropoda, Malacostraca, Amphipoda, Hyalellidae. Gene Ontology annotation, molecular function: succinate-CoA ligase (GDP-forming) activity; ATP binding. Gene Ontology annotation, cellular component: succinate-CoA ligase complex; mitochondrion. The annotation marks the transcript as partial. The record is from RefSeq and is a predicted model, not a curated record.
AUGAAAAAAAUUCCACAGAUUUCUGUGCUACAAGUUCCAGUUCGUCAUCUUAAUUUACUGGAGUAUCAAAGCAAGGUCCUCUUGGACAACCAUGGAGUUACUAUUCAAAAAUUCAAAUUGUUGGAUUCAGCAGAAUAUGCUCUUGAGUCAUCAACAAGUCUAGGAGCUGCUGAGUAUGUUGUCAAAGCUCAGAUAUUAGCAGGUGGACGAGGCAAGGGACACUUUGACACUGGUUUCAAAGGUGGUGUUCACCUAACAAAAGAUGCUAAUGAGGUGGCCAAGCUAGUUGAGCAAAUGGUGGGCCACAAACUCAUCACAAAGCAGACUCCUGCUGAUGGCAUCCUUGUGAGGAAAGUCAUGGUGGCUGAAUCUGUGGACAUUCUCCGAGAAACUUAUCUUUGUAUCCUUAUGGACAGAGACCACAAUGGCCCCGUAGUGCUAGCCAGUCCUGACGGUGGUGUUGAUAUUGAAGAAGUUGCUGAGAAAACUCCUGAAAGGCUUUUGACACUGCCAAUUGAUAUUUUUGAAGGUAUUACUGAAGAGAAGGCUUUACAAGUAGCAGAUUUCCUGAACUUCAAGGAUUCUCUGCGUAAAAAGUGUGCUCAAGAAGUUAUGAGCGUCUGGAAGAUGUUUUUGAACGUGGAUGCCACGCAGAUCGAGAUUAAUCCUUUGAUAGAGACUCCAGAGGGCCGCGUGGUUGCUGUGGAUGCCAAGAUUCAGUUUGAUGAUAAUGCCCAGUUCAGACAGAAGGAAAUAUUUGCAUCUGAAGAUACUUCUGAAUCUGAUCCCCGCGAGGUCGAUGCUGCAAGCCACAACCUGACUUUCAUUAGCAUGGAUGGAAAUAUAGGCUGUCUUGUGAACGGAGCUGGUCUUGCAAUGGCCACGAUGGAUAUCAUUCAGCUACACGGGGGCGUACCUGCUAAUUUCCUAGAUUUGGGAGGUGGAGUGAACGAAGAUCAGGUGUAUCAAGCUUUCCGUAUUUUGAGCGGGGAUCCUUCUGUGCGUGGCAUUCUCGUGAACGUCUUUGGUGGCAUCGUCAACUGCGCCACCAUAGCCAAUGGCAUCGUGAGCGCCUUCAAAAACAUUGACUUGAAAGUCCCGCUUGUUGUUAGGCUCGAGGGUACUAAUGUUGCUGAGGCAAAACGCAUCCUGGCGGAAUCUGGCCUGCCUAUUCAAUCAGCUGGCGAUCUUGACGAAGCUGCGAAGAAAGCUGUGGCUGCCAUACAAUGAGAGAUCGUUAGGCCGAGAUUGUAAAUUAUGUUGCUUCAUCACAUUUCCACUGUUGAUGCCUUUUCAUAUAUUUAUAUAUUUGGGAUGGUGUAAUAUGUAAGCCUCGUCGAAACUUUCUCGUUUAAGGCAGCUCACUUUUUUUAUGAGAAUAUUUAAUCAAAGUUAGUUGCUACUCUGCAAUCAGUAGGAAUAUCGCUGAUGCUUCAAUGAGUCUUCAGUUUUUCAUUAAGUAACUGACUAAUAUUGUGCUUUUUAAAUAAACAAAACAAAACAAGCGAUAAGCGAAACUUGGCAGAAGGUAAUUUGUGUACUCUUGGUGACUAAUGUGAUUUUAUAAUGAAGCUCCAAUGUAGUUACAAUCUGAUAGCGGGAUACUGAUAUUCAGUUUGUCAUUUUACGAUUUAUUUAUAAACUAUUUUUCAAUAAAAGAAAUGAUCA